CGGCCGGCCAUGUGCGCGGCGGGGCUGCAGGCCGGCCACCUAGCCUUCCCGCCACUUUCUGCGGGGCUAGGAGUGGGAGGCUGAAGUGCGUGUGCUAACGUUAUGUCUUCGGCAUGAAAGCUGAGAGAUGGGGAAUCCUGACUCCUUCCAGAUUAAGCUGAGACAUCUAGCAGAGUCCUGGGAGACGGAAGGGCAGUGAGAAAGCUAGGAUUUAACUUGAAGCCGCCCUAGAUUCCACUAGGCUGACUGGGACAAGAGUCGCUGUUGAGGUACAAGGGGAGGAACUACAGAUGUUAUUUCUCCACUUCACCUAAACUGAGCAAGUCAAGUUCGUGACGAAAACGUACAUAUUCCUGUAGCCACCCCCCGCCUUUUUUUUUUUUUCUUAAACAUUCUUUUGAUGCCUUAUACUUCGUAGACUUUUCGUAACUGCUCGCCGAAUUCCCUUGGAUUACUGUCACCUCAGAGAAAAGAACUACAUUUAAUGAAGUACACCAUCCAUUGUGAAAGUGGAGAAGUAAAGAUUAUUCAUCAUGCCUGCUGUGGCUUCAGUUCCUAAAGAACUCUACCUCAGUUCUUCACUAAAAGACCUCAAUAAGAAGACAGAAGUUAAACCAGAGAAAAUAAGCACUAGGAAUUAUGUACAGAGUGCCCUGAAGAUCUUCAAGACCGCAGAAGAAAGCAGAUUAGAUCGUGAUGAGGAAAGGGCCUAUGUGCUAUAUAUGAAAUAUGUGACUGUUUAUAAUCUUAUCAAAAAAAGGCCUGAUUUCAAGCAACAGCAGGACUACUUUCAUUCAAUACUUGGACCUGCAAACAUCAAAAAAGCUAUUGAAGAAGCUGAGAGACUCUCUGAAAGCCUUAAACUCAGAUAUGAAGAAGCUGAAGUUCGGAAAAAACUUGAAGAAAAGGACAGACAGGAGAAAGAGCAGCUGCAGAAACAGAAAAGGCAGGAAACAGGAAGAGAGGAUGGUGGCACAUCAGCUAAAAGUUCUUUGGAAAAUGUAUUGGAUGCCAAAGACAAAGCCCACAAGAUAAAUGGUGAAAAGAGUGAAAAAAAUGAGACUACAGAGAAAGGAGCAAUCACAGCAAAGGAGCUUUACACAAUGAGGAUGGAUAAAAACAUCAGCUUGAUUAUAAUGGAUGCUCGAAGAAUGCAGGAUUAUCUGGAUUCCCAUAUUUCAAAUUCUCUCAGUGUUCCUGAAGAAGCCAUCAGUCCAGGAGUCACUGCUAGUUGGAUUGAAGCAAACCUCCCAGAUGAUUCUAAAGACACGUGGAAGAAGAGAGGGAAUGUGGAUUAUGUGGUACUUCUUGACUGGUUUAGUACUGCAAAAGAUUUACAACUUGGAACAACUCUGCGGAGUCUGAAAGAUGCACUUUUCAAGUGGGAAAGUAAAACUGUCCUGCACAAUGAGCCUUUGGUUUUAGAAGGAGGCUAUGAAAAUUGGCUCCUUUGUUAUCCACAGUAUACAACAAAUGCUAAAGUCACUCCACCCCCACGAGGCAAGAAUGAAGAGGUGUCUGUCUCAUUGGAUUUUACUUACCCCUCACUGGAAGAAUCAGUUCCUUCUAAACCUACUGCCCAGAUGACACCUCCUACAGAAGUCAAUGAAAACAUAGAAUUGAUAAACAAUCAAGAUGAGAGUGUGGGACCACUGAAUAUAUCAACUCCAGUUGAACCAAUUGCUGCUUCUAAAUCUGAUGUUUCACCCAUAAUUCAGCCAGUGCCUAUUAUAAAGAAUGUUCCACAGAUUGAUCGUACUAAAAAACCGGCAGUCAAAUUGCCUGAAGAUCAUAGAAUAAAAUCUGAAAUUACAGAUCAUGAGCAACAGUCUCCUCAGAAUGGAAAAGUUGUUCCUGAUCGGUCCACAAAACCGGUAUUUCCCCUUCCAACUGCCAUGUUAACAGAUGAAGAAAAAGCUCGUAUUCAUGCGGAAACUGCUCUUCUAAUGGAGAAAAACAAACAAGAAAAAGAACUUAGAGAAAGGCAGCAAGAGGAGCAGAAAGAGAAACUGAGGAAAGAAGAAGAAGAACAAAAAGACAGAAAGAAACAAGAAGCUGAAGAAAGUGAAAUCACAGAGAAGCAACAAAAAGCAAAAGAACAAAUGGAAAAGAAAGAAAGUGAACAGGCCAAGAAAGAAGAUAAAGAAACCUCAGCAAAGAAGGGCAGAGAAAUAACAGGAGUAAAAAGACAAAGUAAAAGUGAACAUGAAACUACUGAUGCCAAGAAAUCUGUGGAAGAUAGGGGGAAAAGGUGUCCAACCCCAGAAGUGCAGAAAAAGUCAACGGGAGAUGUGCCCCAUGCCUCUGUGGCAGGAGAUUCCAGUUCAGGCAAGUCUCGAGAGCCUUUGACAAGAGCACGAAGUGAAGAAAUGGGGAGGAUCGUACCAGGACUGCCUUCAGGCUGGGCCAAGUUUCUUGACCCUAUCACUGGAACUUUUCGUUACUAUCAUUCGCCCACCAACACUGUUCAUAUGUAUCCACCGGAAAUGGCUCCUUCAUCAGCACCUCCUUCCACCCCUCCAACUCAUAAAGCCAAGCCACAGAUUCCUGCCGAGCGGGAUAGAGAACCGUCCAAGCUGAAGCGCUCCUACUCCUCCCCAGAUAUAACCCAAGCCAUUCAAGAGGAAGAGAAGAGGAGACCAGCAGUAACUCCAACAGUUAAUCGGGAAACCAAGCCAACAAGCUACCCUAAAACUGAGAUCACAAGGCUUUCUGCUUCUCAAAUUCGGAACCUCAAUCCUGUUUUUGGAGGAUCUGGACCAGCUCUCACCGGACUUCGUAAUUUAGGAAAUACUUGUUACAUGAACUCAAUACUGCAGUGCCUAUGUAAUACUCCACAUCUGGCUGAUUAUUUCAACCGCAACUGUUAUCAGGAUGAUAUUAAUAGGUCAAAUUUGUUGGGGCAUAAAGGUGAAGUGGCGGAAGAAUUUGGCAUAAUCAUGAAAGCCCUGUGGACAGGACAGUACAGGUAUAUCAGUCCGAAAGACUUUAAAAUCACUAUUGGGAAGAUCAAUGACCAGUUUGCAGGAUACAGCCAGCAAGAUUCACAAGAACUGCUUCUGUUCCUAAUGGAUGGUCUCCAUGAAGAUCUUAAUAAAGCUGAUAAUCGGAAGAGACAUAAAGAAGAAAAUAAUGAUCAUCUCGAUGACUUUAAAGCUGCAGAACACGCUUGGCAGAAGCACAAGCAGCUCAAUGAAUCUAUCAUUGUUGCCCUUUUUCAGGGUCAAUUCAAAUCCACAGUACAGUGCCUCACCUGCCACAAAAAGUCUAGGACAUUUGAGGCUUUCAUGUAUCUGUCUCUACCACUAGCAUCUACAAGUAAAUGUACAUUACAGGAUUGCCUUAGAUUAUUUUCCAAAGAAGAAAAACUCACAGAUAACAACAGGUUUUACUGCAGUCAUUGCAGAACUCGACGGGAUUCGCUAAAAAAGAUAGAAAUCUGGAAGUUGCCACCUGUACUUUUAGUGCAUCUGAAACGUUUUUCCUAUGAUGGCAGAUGGAAGCAAAAAUUACAGACAUCUGUGGACUUCCCAUUAGAAAAUCUUGACUUGUCACAGUAUGUUAUUGGUCCAAAGAACAAUUUGAGGAAAUAUAACUUGUUUUCUGUUUCGAAUCACUAUGGUGGGCUGGAUGGAGGCCACUACACUGCCUAUUGUAAAAAUGCAGCAAGACAGCGGUGGUUUAAAUUUGAUGAUCAUGAAGUUUCUGAUAUUUCCGUUUCUUCUGUGAAAUCUUCAGCAGCUUAUAUCCUCUUUUAUACGUCAUUGGGACCACGAGUAACUGAUGUAGCCACAUAAGGAGAAGUAGGUUAUAAGCUAGUUAUCUUUUAACAGGCUGAGCAACACAAUUCUUGAAAUGCUUAAAGAUUCUGGAUAGCUAUAGCUGGCCAUUUAAAGGAAUUCUAGGACAGUGAGAGUUGUGUUACUAUACCAUAUACUUCAGGUCAGUGCUAUUAUCAAAAAACUGACCAAGAACAUUUAACAAGUAUUGCAGUAAGCAUUCCUUACAGGUACCAUUUAUUUCAAAACAACUUUUUUAGUUUGCUCCAAAGUUAAAAUAAUUAGCUAAGCAUAAUUAUUCUCCUGGUCUAAAAACCAUUGUAUCCUUUAUUUUCCUUUUUACUGUUAUGGCCUUUUCACAUUUCUAAAUCCCAGCUUGAUCUAUGAAUACUCUAGAAUGAUGUAAAACAGAUAGGAAUGUAUGUGUAUAUAUUUAUUGCACACUUGCACAUCAAGUCGAUGUACAUAGUAUAAUAUGUGGUCCUUUUGUGAAGGCUAGAACUCAGAGGAUUGCUUUUUUUUUUCUUUCCUUUUGGCCUAUUCUGAGUAAUUGCAGUGCUUUCUUAGGGAAAUGACAGGGCAAAGCUAUUUUUCUGUUGGCUUUGGGCUGUAUUUGUGCACUAAAUCUUUAUUCUAAAAAAAUAAAUGGAAACUUUUCUUUAAUUUUUUAAAUGAGAAUUUUCAUUUACACCUACAUUAAAAUCUUAUUGAGAAAAAUAA
Delphinapterus leucas (beluga whale) is the source of this 4499-nucleotide messenger RNA. Lineage: Eukaryota; Metazoa; Chordata; Mammalia; Artiodactyla; Monodontidae. The record is from RefSeq and is a predicted model, not a curated record.